UGACGGGUAGACGGGGACCGUCUACCCCGCCAAUGAAGGCCUUCACGCGUUUACUAGCUAUGGAAUAAUGCUUCAACUGCCCACCAUCUUGAUUUGACUUCCCAAUGAAACUGUGUUGUAGCCUUGCCAUCGGCAGGUUGAAGAUUAGCUGUGUGUGGUCUUUCUAUUAUUAUAUAUAGGCAGCGCGAUAGUUCAUUUCAAGAAGACGCAAACUUGCUCAUCCAGCUCUUCUCGUACAUGAAGCUAGAAUAACCACCAAAACAGCUUACUGAAGAAUGUCAAGUUCUAGAGACCAGAAACUUGCUCAUGUAGCUCUCCUCCCAAGUGCUGGCAUGGGUCAUCUCACACCCUUCCUUAGACUUGCUGCUUUACUCGCAGCCCGAAAUGUCCAAGUCACCUUCAUCACCCCACAUCCAACAGUCUCGCUGACUGAGUCACAAGCUUUAUCUGGGUUCUUCGCUUCCUUUCCUCAAGUCAAGCAGAAGCAGUUUCACCUCCUUCCACUUGAAGAGAAUUCGGUUGACCCUUUUUUUUAUCAGAUGCAACUCAUCAAGAGCUCCUGUCACCUUCUUUCCCCGCUUCUUUCUGCUCUAACUCCAUCUCUUUCUGGUUUUAUCACAGACAUGACCUUGGCCUCUACAGUUAUUCCCAUCACUCAAGCUAUUAGCCUUCCUAAUUAUGUUCUCUUCACAUCAUCUGCUAAAAUGAUGACAUUAUUUCUAUCCUACCCCACUUUAGCCGGCUCAAAAGCUCUGGAUGAUUUAGAUGAGACGGAUGUCAUCAAGAUUCGAAACGUGGAAUUGAUGCCCAAGUCAUUGGUCCCCCCACCACUUCUGCAGAAGAGCAAUAAUUUUUUUAAGAAUAGUUUCAUAGAGAAUGGUAGGAAAGUGACAGAAUCAUGUGGAAUUCUACUUAACACAUUCGUAAGUUUUGAGCUUGAAUCACUCAGAAAGAUAAAUGAUGGCCAAGUUCUGGAAAGGCUACCUUCAGUUGUUGCCAUUGGACCACUUCCACCAUGUAAUUCUGAGAAGAGCCAGUUACAGUUAACUUGGCUUGAUGAUCAACCAGCUGGAUCAGUUCUGUAUGUUAGCUUUGGAAGUAGGACUGCUUUGGCGAGGGAUCAAAUCAGGGAGUUGGGUGAAGGGCUGAUAAAGAGUGGUAGCAGGUUUGUCUGGGUGGUGAAGGAUAAAAAAGUUGAUAAGGAAGAUAGUGAAGAAUUGGAAGAGGUAAUUGGGCAUGAAUUGAUGGAGAGGGUCAAAGAAAAGGGAUUGAUAGUUAAGGAUUGGUUAAACCAGGACGGCAUAUUAAGCCACCCAGCAGUUGGUGGAUUUUUAAGUCACUGUGGUUGGAAUUCAGUGAUGGAGGCUGCAUGGCAUGGAGUGAGGAUCUUAGCUUGGCCCCAAAACGGGGACCAGAAAAUCAAUGCAGAUAUUGUGGAGAGGAUUGGACUAGGGACCUGGGUGAAGAGUUGGGGUUGGAGCGGGGAGAUGCUGGUGAAAGGAGCAGAAAUUGCAGAAAGGAUUAGAGAAUCCAUGGGGAAUGAAUCAUUGAGAAUUCAGGCAUUGGGGAUCAAAGAAGAUGCUAGGAAAGCAGUGGGCUUUGGUGGGAGUUCUGACAAGGGAUUGACUGAACUCAUCAGCAUGUGGAAGCACUUCUGAAGUCGCGAGGAUAUCCUAUACCCUUCUGUAUGUCUUGUACCUUGAAUUGUCUGUGACCAGAUAAACAAGGAUUAGAUUGGUAAAGUCAAAAGGUAGGGGGAAAUUCAACUCGCAUUGUCCUGAAAUUUUGAUUUUUCAUCUUUCUUUUGGAGGAUGUCUUAUCCUGUCUGUUGUGUCUUUUAAUCUUUUUCUUAUCAAUAAACUUCACUUCUUUCAUGGAAUGAAACAAUCCCAUGAAAAGUA
This is a messenger RNA of Populus nigra (black poplar), 1901 nucleotides long. Its product is annotated as UDP-glycosyltransferase 708G1-like. Bases 276 to 1658 code for a protein of 460 amino acids. The transcript has a single exon. NCBI's taxonomy places the organism in Eukaryota, Viridiplantae, Streptophyta, Magnoliopsida, Malpighiales, Salicaceae. Gene Ontology annotation, molecular function: UDP-glycosyltransferase activity. The record is from RefSeq and is a predicted model, not a curated record.